AUGUACACCAUCCCACCAGUUCCACAAAUCACUUCCACAACAAACCCUUUACAUCUAGCUCCCACUAAUGCUCACCAUAUGACCACAAGAGCCAAUGAUUGUAUUCGCAAACCUAAAGCCUAUUCAGCCACAAAUUACCCUUUACCCGAGUCUCUUUUACCAAAAGAACCAACCUCAAUAAAGAAAUCACUAGCUGAUUCCCAAUGGUUAGACUCUAUGCAUAGUGAAUAUGAUGCACUUAUCAAAAAUGGUACAUGGACUUUGGUCCCUUAUGAGCCACACAUGCAUCUUGUUGGAAACAAGCUCCACGUGUCUGGAAUGACAAGCUCAAACAGACCUUAUACAGUAAAGGUUUCACUGCCUCAAGUCAAUCCUUCUGUUUUUGAUGUGAGGACAUAUGGUGCACAACCCAGCACCGACAUCAGUAAAGCACUCUCCAAAACAUGGAAACAAGCAUGUGCAUCUGCCACCCCAUCUGAAUUACUAAUUCCGAAGGGAACAUUCAAGUUAAAACGAGCUACAUUAGAUGGACCAUGUAAGGCUCCAAUUAAGAUUAAUCUUCAAGCCACGUUGCAAGCCCCAAGUGACCCCACUGGUUUCAAAGAUGGAGAUGGAUGGGUUACUUUUGAACGUAUUGACAGACUAACCUUAAUGGGCGGUGGAAGUUUUGACGGGAAAGGCAAAGCAGUUUGGGGAAAGCAUUGCGCACAAGGACAGUACUGUAGCAAACUUCCCAUAAAUGUCAGAUUCGACUAUGUUACUAAUUCCAUAGUUCAAGAUGUAAUAUCACGUGAUAGCAAACAAUUCCACAUCAAUGUGUUGGGUGGCCAAAACAUUACCUUCUCACGUGUUCGAGUAAUUGCUCCUGAAAAUAGUGCUAAUACUGAUGGAAUCCAUAUUGGACGCUCAAAUGGAGUAAACAUCAUUGAUUCAACAAUUCAAACAGGAGAUGAUUGUGUUUCUAUUGGAGAUGGUAGUAAACAAAUAACUGUUACAAAUGUUACAUGUGGACCAGGACACGGUUUCAGUGUUGGAAGUCUAGGAAAAUAUAAAGACGAGAAAGCUGUGGAAGGAGUAAUUUUCAAGGGUUGCACAAUGAAAAACACAAUGAAUGGUGUUAGAAUCAAAACAUGGCCAGAUUCCACUGAUGGUUUGGCAUCGAACAUGCAUUUUGAGGAUAUUGACAUGGAAAAUGUUGGCAAUCCUAUUCUUAUAGAUCAAGAGUAUUGCCCAUGGAAUAAUUGCAACAAAAAGGUUCCAUCAAAAAUUAAGCUCAAGGAUGUUAUCUUCAAGAAUAUUCAUGGUACUACUACAUCAGCACUUGCAAUAAACUUAAUUUGUAGCAGUGGAUAUCCAUGCCAAAAUGUGGCGAUCGAGAACAUCGAUCUCAAGUAUAAUGGAGGAGAAGGCUCUAUCACCUCCAAGUGCAAAAAUGUCAAACCAAAGACAAUUGGCAAACAAAACCCUCCUCCAUGCAGUGCUAUAUGA
Messenger RNA from Humulus lupulus (European hop), 1488 nucleotides. Its product is annotated as exopolygalacturonase-like. NCBI's taxonomy places the organism in Eukaryota, Viridiplantae, Streptophyta, Magnoliopsida, Rosales, Cannabaceae. The transcript has 6 exons. The record is from RefSeq and is a predicted model, not a curated record. Gene Ontology annotation, molecular function: polygalacturonase activity. Bases 1 to 1488 code for a protein of 495 amino acids. Gene Ontology annotation, biological process: carbohydrate metabolic process.